Messenger RNA from Cotesia glomerata, 1885 nucleotides. RefSeq lists its product as uncharacterized. Gene Ontology annotation, molecular function: protein binding. The record is from RefSeq and is a predicted model, not a curated record. The transcript is spliced from 6 exons. Lineage: Eukaryota; Metazoa; Arthropoda; Insecta; Hymenoptera; Braconidae. Bases 1 to 1650 code for a protein of 549 amino acids.
AUGGGGAAGUGGUCCGAGGGUGUGGGUAUGUCUAGGACACGCAGUUGUUUGAUGUAUUCAGCGCCUCCUAGAUUCAUCCAGAUUAAGUCAAUCACCGAUUUACCGGUCGCAGAGCAGAAGGUGAAGUUAGCAGAUCAUAAAUAUUCAGCCAGUAAUAAACCUCUCGAUUGUUCACGAUCACGCCGUACUCCAAAGAAAGGAGCAGAAGCUAGUCCGACAACAACUUCGGGAGAGGAUAGCAGCCGGAGAGAUGAAUUUGAAGAUUGUCAAUCGAAAUGUUCAACCGAUCAUAGUUCAGAGUCAUCAUAUUACUUUAGCUUCGACUUCAAGAACUUCAACAGCUUAAGCUUAAGCUCUUCUGAAAGUACACUAUGUGAUCAACGGGAAGAGUUCAGGAGAUCGGGUGGAGGUGUACUGAUUGUAUGCAGGAUUACACUGAAUGUAGCACCUUUAGGAUUUGAUAUUAUCCUUCAACUCUUCCCCCAGGUUGAGAUCGGUACUUUGGCUGACACAUCUCAGAAUGUUUCAUUUGUAUCUGAGCGUCUCGUAAAGGCUAAAUCAGAUGAAUCAUUAAUCAGUAUAACUUCUUCCAUGAACCCUCAUAUGUGUAAAGUAAAAUCUCGUUCUUUAGAACUUCUUACUGGAAUAGCAACAUGGAACACUCAACCUCAAAUUGUAGAACUAAUUAAAGGAGAAAAAGGACUAGGAUUUUCAAUUCUAGACUAUCAGGUAAUACAAAAUAUUCUACAACUUUAUAUCAGGAGAAAAAUUAUCGUGGACGACUAUUAUCAUAUUAAUACUUGGAUUAUUUUUCAGAAUCAUAAACAGAAUCUUGACGAUUCAGCUAACUCUUCUCUUCUUAAUUUGCCAGACGAUCAACAAAUUCAAUCUCCUAUUACUGAAUCAAACGUUGAAGUUUUGUCCUCACUGCCAGAAGCCGCCGAUGAAUCAAUUAAUAUUGCUGAUAUCGCCGUAGUUUGUGAAGAAGAUUUCGACAUCUUAUUAAAAAAUAUGGAGAUUAAUAUUAGAUCUACGCUCCAUAAAGAAGAGCAGAACCAAAAAAUCUAUCGAGUAAAUCAGAUGCUGAAUGACAUUAAUAAUCAUGAAAACAAUUUUGGUGUUGCGUCAAAAGUUGGAGAUUUAUCAAUUUACUUGAGCCGAUCUCGUGGACGCAAUCGAGGUCGAAAAAAUCGAGUUAUCGGUCUACCAGCUAGUAAAAGAAACUACUCUAUAAAAUCAUUUGAUGAAUUGAGAGAAGGUCAGAAAAAAAAGUACAUUUUAAAGCUAAUGUUCGAUGAUGAAGAUUUUAUUGAGGAUAUUAUUUUACGUAUGAAAAAAAUUGAGUUGUCAAACUUGAAUUAUGUACAAUUGAAUAUGCCUGACGCUUUAAGUAGUGAAACUAUUAACCUAAAUAUAGUCCAAGUUUAUUUUGAAGAUGAUGCUUUCCAACACUUAAAUAAAUUGAUUAAAUUGAAACGUCAUAACAACACUAACUGGACUUGUUACAGUUGCAAAAAUAAUUUGGAUACUGACGACAGUGUUGAAUGUGACAAAUGUUUAUUUUGGAACCAUUGGGCAUGUGUUGAGUUGACGGAAGCACCACUUAACGAUUGGUUCUGCCCUAAGUGUAAACUUGAAAAUAAUAAUUAAAUUUUCUGUAAAGAUUUUUUUAUAAAGUCCUUAAAGAUGUUAGCCUUUAAAUUUAUAAAAUUAAAAUUUAACAACGUUACUUUAACAAAAAUUUUUAUUACGUAGAGCCUACAUUGCAGUUGGUACGAAAAUUUAAUUGGUUAAUUUCAUACAUCUAAGAACUGAUGAUUACUGCCUUGCAAUAGAAUUUAUUAAGUUGCAUUUAUAAUAUUAAAUUACUCUAUUUUUCAAAGAU